AUGAGGCUAGAGGUUGUCCCCUUUCCGACGUCGCUCCCGCCAUCGCCGCCCGAGCCGCCAGCGCCGCGGUACGGCACGGUCGUCGGCUUCCUCGCGAGGGGGCCGGGGAUGGAGCCGCCCGUCCUCUCGCUCAGCCUCGUGUUCGGCGCGGUCGGCGCCGCCGGAGCCGCAUUGUCCGCGCACCAAAGCGAGAUGGCGUCCAUCUUCCCCGUCUUCUUUGGCGCGGUGUGCCUCAGCUUGGCCGCCUUCUCCGUGUCCAACGCGCUGCUCUGCGGCGACGAAUUGGCUCGCGCGUGGGCGUUCGUGAUCCCGCUUCACCCUCUUCCGCUGACGGCGCUACUGUUGCUCGUCCCCGCGGACGAUCUUCUGCGCGCCAAGGAGAGCGUGGACAUCUUUCGUUUGCCCGGGACCGUAUUAGUUGGGGCAAUCGGGGCGGUAACCGCCACCAUGCCGCGCCCCCUUCGCUGGAAGUGCAUGGUGGUGGCCGGGUUCCUUCUGUCGAUUGCCUCGGCUUUCGGUGUGGCCACGUACCUACUCGACGAGCGGCUCUCCUUCAUUUGCAACGAGAUGUUUCCCUACCACCUCUCGGCCCUGGGCAGCCUCGCCCUCACCCACUGUGUACGGCCCCCCGGAGUGCCCUCCUCGAUUGCCUUGUGGGCGCUCGCUGUGCUCUUUCUGUUUGCUGUCUUCGGCCCCGAGUGGGUCCGUCCCAUGCUCAUCGCCGGACCCGUCCUGCUCGCACACGUGGUCGUCUCCUUCCAGCGGGAGGAGUGUGAGACAAACCUUAAGGGCGCCGCUGCUGAUGAGGAGGCCGCUGCGCCGGUGGCGUGUCGCACUGCGCACUCCUCAGGCGGCGUGACGGUGACUCAGCUGCUCGUCGCCGCCCUGGCGGCCCUCCAGCUCGUGGAUCAGAACAUGGCCGUCAAAAGUGAGGUGCGAAUGGACGCAUCUCGCCUCCUCCACGCAACCGACCAGCGUGUGCUGACCGCCGAGCCGGGCACGGGCGACGUCACGGGCUGGCACUCCACCGCUCUCCGGGUCCGAUCGCUGCCCGGCUUCGACCUGAUUCGCGAGGUGCCUCUCGAAGGGCUCGAAGGAGGCCACUGCGACACCCUGCGUGCCGGGACUGUCGUCGACGGCCGCCUGAUCUGCACUGUCGACACGCCGGUGUUCGACGGACCGCCGGGGGAGCGUUUCUUCCUGCGCGUCUACGACGCGGGGAGUCUCGCUUUCCAGCGCGCCAUUCCUCUCGACUUCGCGCCCGCCUUCGGCGCCCUGGCGGUCAAGGUGGGUUAUCAGUGCCCGGGUGUGGUGGUCGGCUGCCCCACGCUGCUCGCAUUUGAGGACUACUAG
Emiliania huxleyi CCMP1516 is the source of this 1353-nucleotide messenger RNA. RefSeq lists its product as hypothetical. The transcript is spliced from 5 exons. The coding region runs from base 1 to 1353 and encodes 450 amino acids. Lineage: Eukaryota; Haptophyta; Isochrysidales; Noelaerhabdaceae. The record is from RefSeq and is a predicted model, not a curated record.